Molecule: messenger RNA, 444 nt
Organism: Ramularia collo-cygni
Lineage: Eukaryota; Fungi; Ascomycota; Dothideomycetes; Mycosphaerellales; Mycosphaerellaceae
Exons: 2
Coding region: 1-444 (147 amino acids)
Source: RefSeq, a predicted model, not a curated record
AUGGCUGCCUUUGCUGGAAUCACUCCCCGCCACCUGGAGCUCCUCGCAGCUGUCGUCAAGAAUCUCAAGUCCACCGAGGUAGACUGGGAUACCGUUGCCACUGACGCCAACUACAAGACUGCCAAGUAUGCUCGCGACGAGUACAAAAAGGCGCGUGAGAAGCUCCAGAAUGCGGCAACAUCCAGCAAGGACAAGGACAAGGAGAGCGGUGCCGGUACUGAGGAGGCUACUCCGGCUACCCCAGCAACUACUACGCCGAAGCCGAAGAAGCGCAAGGCUGCCACUGAGAAGACCCCAACCAAGGCUAAGAAGGGCAAGAAGUCUGAAGCUACGGUCAACGAGGUUGAAGACGAGGAGAUUCAGGUGAAGGCAGAGCCGAAGGUCGAUGACGACGAUGGUGAGGAUGAGGCAGGUCAGGACGAGGAUGAGGGUCUGCUCUUUUGA